Molecule: messenger RNA, 426 nt
Organism: Lodderomyces parapsilosis
Lineage: Eukaryota; Fungi; Ascomycota; Pichiomycetes; Serinales; Debaryomycetaceae
Gene: MMD1
Product: isoleucine biosynthesis protein
Exons: 3
Coding region: 1-426 (141 amino acids)
Cellular component (GO): cytosol; mitochondrion
Molecular function (GO): deaminase activity
Source: RefSeq, a predicted model, not a curated record
AUGUCCGCUAAAAGAUUCAAUUCAUCAAUUACUCCAGUGAGAACUUCACAAGCUCCACCACCAGCUGCGUCAUAUUCACAAGCAGUCAUUGCCAAUGGAUUCAUUUACGUUUCUGGUCAAAUUCCUUACACUGCUGACAAUAAACCAUUACCCGAGUCAGCAUCAAUUCAAGACUAUGCCGAGCAAGCAAUUCAAAAUGUGUCUGCGAUUUUGGAAGCUUCAAACUCUUCGUUGAAGCACAUUGUCAAAGCCAACAUCUUUUUAACUGACAUGAAUGCUCAAUUUGGUGAAUUCAACAAAGUGUAUGCCAAGUACUUUAACGAGCACAAACCAGCUAGAUCAUGUGUUGCUGUGAAGGAAUUGCCAUUGGGUGUGCCAUUGGAGAUUGAAGCUAUUGCAGUUGAGAAAGAUGCCACCAAGUUGUGA